Penicillium brevicompactum is the source of this 1179-nucleotide messenger RNA. Its product is annotated as alpha/beta hydrolase. The transcript has 4 exons. Gene Ontology annotation, molecular function: hydrolase activity. The coding region runs from base 1 to 1179 and encodes 392 amino acids. The record is from RefSeq and is a predicted model, not a curated record. NCBI's taxonomy places the organism in Eukaryota, Fungi, Ascomycota, Eurotiomycetes, Eurotiales, Aspergillaceae.
AUGGCACUGCCCACAUCUGUAGCAACACUGGCAGAGGCUCAUUUGCCUGGCUUUGUUGUCCCUACCGUCAUGCAACCACUACACAAUAGCAUCCCCCAAGAGCUUGUGCCACGAUUUGAUCCCGUGUACGUCGCGUACUACAACGCAUUCAAUGCAGGGCGGCUUCACACCCACGAGAUCCCAAUAGAAGAGUACCGAAGGAAUCCUGCUCGAUAUACCAUCUCAUAUGGCCGAGCUCCCGGCCCUGAGAUCUUCCGCAUCACCGAGCAAAAGUGCCCAGUCGAUGGCGGAGAAAUCACCAUCCGGAUAUUUGAGCCGGCACCCAAACUUGAUGAUCAGGGCCAGCCGAAGAAAAGGGCUGCUUAUCUCAAUUUCCACGGGGGAGGAUGGGUGUUUGGUGGACUGAACUACGAUCACAGCUUCUGCAAACGACUUGUCCACAAGCUGGAUGGAGAUUUGGUCGCGUUUGAUGUGGACUAUCGACUAGCACCAGAGCACAAGUUUCCCAUUUCGCUCGAUGACAGUUGGACUGCCUUCAACUGGAUUCGUUCAAAAACAGCAGAGUUUCAUCUCGACCUGGAGAGAUUUGCUGUGGGAGGUGCGUCGGCAGGAGGCCAUCUUGCAGCCGUCAUCAGUCACCUCUGCCGCGAUGCAAACAUUCCAUUGCGAUUGCAGCUCUUAACGGUACCGGUGACAGACUUGCAUAAUGUCUUCACCCCUCAAGGUGAUUUUGACCGGGAGAAUUGCCCAUACGAGUCAUACCGAGAGAUGGAGUUUGCCCCAGCGCUACCAGCUGCACGCAUGGCAUACUUCCACCGAUCCUUCUUGGGAAUUCCUCGACCGGCGCAAUCUGCUGAGGAUUGGAAAAUAUCGCCUAUGUUAGCAUCAAACUUCAAAGAUCUGGCCCCUGCGUUGGUGUUUACUGCAGAACUAGAUCCUCUGCGUGACGAAGGGGAAGCAUAUGCAGCGAAACUUGUAGCUGCAGGGGUACCCGCGCAAGUAUUCCGAGUUCCAGGAGCACCCCAUAUAUUUGCUGGACUCGAUGGGAUUCUGGCAUCAGGGCGACUGUAUAACAAAAAGGUGAUUGAAACUAUGCAACGGGAGCUCAAGGGUGUUGCCGAAGCUGUCGCUCCCGUCAUGCCGAUACCGGGAAGUUUCGGCAGGGGGAGUCGGAGUUGA